Messenger RNA from Zonotrichia leucophrys gambelii, 3036 nucleotides. RefSeq names its product secreted frizzled related protein 5 (gene SFRP5). NCBI's taxonomy places the organism in Eukaryota, Metazoa, Chordata, Aves, Passeriformes, Passerellidae. Gene Ontology annotation, molecular function: Wnt-protein binding. The transcript has 3 exons. Gene Ontology annotation, biological process: canonical Wnt signaling pathway; non-canonical Wnt signaling pathway. The coding region runs from base 30 to 980 and encodes 316 amino acids. The record is from RefSeq and is a predicted model, not a curated record.
CCACGCUCCCGUCCCGCUCGGCAGCGGCGAUGCCGCAGGCGGGCACCCCCCCGGGCUCCCGGGGCACGGCGCUGCUGGCUCUGUCGCUGCUGCUGGCAGGGUCCCUGGGCGGCGGGCAGCACUACGACUACUACGGCUGGCAGCCCGAGAGCCUGCCCCACGGGCGCUUCUACGGGCGGGAGCCGCAGUGCCUCGACAUCCCGGCCGACAUGCAGCUCUGCCGCGACGUGGGCUACAAGCGCAUGCGGCUGCCCAACCUGCUGGAGCACGAAACCAUGGCCGAGGCCAAGCAGCAGGCCGGCAGCUGGGUGCCCCUGCUCGCCAAGCAGUGCCACACCGACACCCAGCUCUUCCUCUGCUCCCUCUUCGCCCCCGUGUGCCUCGACCGGCCCGUGUACCCGUGUCGCUCCCUCUGCGAGGUGGUGCGGGACUCCUGUGCCCCCGUCAUGGAGUCCUACGGCUUCCCCUGGCCUGAGAUGCUGCACUGUGGCAAGUUCCCCUCUGACCACGAGCUCUGCAUCGCCGUCCAGUUUGGGAACAGCAAAGCCACGCCGCCCCCAGUGUCCAAGAUCUGCACCCAGUGUGAGAUGGAGCACAAGGCUGAUGGCAUGAUGGAGCAGAUGUGCUCCAGUGACUUUGUGGUGAAAAUGCGCAUCAAGGAGGUGACGGAGGAGAACGGGGAGCGCCGGCUGGUGGCUGCCCAGAAGAAGAAGGUGCUGAAACUGGGCCCGCUGAAGCGCAAGGACACCAAGAAGAUGGUGCUGCACAUGAGGAACGCGGGUGCCUGCCCCUGCCCCCAGCUCGACAGCCUCAGCGGCAGCUUCCUAGUCAUGGGCCGCAAGGUGGGCGGCCGCCUGCUCCUGCUGGCCAUCUACCCCUGGCAGAAGCACAACAAGGAGAUGAAGUUUGCAGUCAAGUUCAUGUUCUCUUACCCCUGCCCACUCUACCACCCCCUGCUCUAUGGGGCUGGGCAGCAUUAGGGUUUUUGCCCACCCUGCCCUUUCCCAGAACUCCUGCACGGCCCAACAUCCCACCCCUGGCUUCUCUGGCUGCACCCUAGGAGCUCAGCUCUGCUCACCUCAGCCCCUUGACUGUGCCCCAGAACCCAGCUGUGCACCUGCAGGAUUCCCUGCUGCAUUUGUGGUAGCCCUGAUCCACAGCCAGGACACCUGCCUCCCCCCAAGAGCCCUACUCUGCACCCCUGGGAUCCCUGUUCUGCUCCUGGGACCCUCACCCCUGUCCAGGAGCUUAGUCUGGACCUGGGACCCUUGUUCUGCAUGCUUGUGAGCCCUGGUCUGUACUGGACACCCUUGUCUACUCCCAGGUUCCCCACCUAGAAGCCCAGAGACCCUUGCUUUCAUUUAGGAUCCCUGCUUGGCCUUCUUGGCUACACCUGGGACCCCUCCCCUGCAGCCAUGUCCUUUGCCCAGCUCCCUUAUGAUAUGCCACAGACCCUCAGCCCCCCAGUCCCUGUUCCGGCCCACCAACACAUCCCAUGCCCUCACCUGGAGCUCACAUCCACCCCUGGAUUAUAUCACCUUCCAGAGGUCCAGCCCAGCCCAGGCAGGUCCCUCUAUUCCCACAGAUUGACUCCCUGCAGACCGAGUGCCCAGAGCUGCACAAAUCCCUCCUGGGGUCCCCCACUCCCCAUAGCACACAGUUCACACCUCCAAUGCCCCAGGGCAGCGCUGCUGCACCCCUUGCACACACCCUGCUGUGACCCAGCCACACACCCCUUGCCCACCAACACCACAGUAAAUUAUUCCAGCUCGGAGCAGUCUGUGUGCCACUCACUGCAGCUCAUUGGUAAGAACCCUUGGGGCUCCCUCAGGGACCCCAGAGGAUUGGGAGGGGGUCCCAGUCCUGCCCACUGAGUGAGGCAGCCUGAGGGAGCGAGGUCACCUCAGGAUCUGGCUCUGGCCCCACUUAGGUGCUGUGCCCAGAGCCUGAGCCUGGGCAGUCCAGCCAAGCCAGGGGAUGUGGUUCCUGGUGGUCACAGGCAUCCCUGGAGCCUCAGGCACCCCUGCCACUCCAGGGAGCCUGGGAGGGCAUCGAGAUGAGCAGCAUGGGGGAACAGGGCCAUCACUGCUGCUGGAGCCUCACAGGUGGGUUUGGCAGUGGUUUGACAGGGAAGUUUCUUCUUUUUCUUACUUUGUCACCCCGAGGGAUAAAUCCAUGGUCUGGGAGCUCACAGUACUUGUGAGAAGCCUGGCACUGCGCAUCAAAGGGGGCAGAUACUGGACCAGGCAGUCUCCAGCCCUGCCCUCCCCAUACCAUACCAUCUGAAAGUCCUCUCUGCAGCUCCCUGCCAGCCCUGCUUGGCUGCCAGACCUCCCAUGCCACAGCCUCCAUCCUCCUCCAAAAUGAUUCCUAGGGCCACCCACCUGCGCUGGCCAGGACCCUCCCAAAAGCCCCAUGAGCAGAGCAGCCCUCAGCCCAGCCCUGAUGGCAGCAGGGCUGUCCCUUAGCUCAGCUCGACUGCCAAGCUGCCCCCCAGUCCCAGCUGGCAAGGGACAGCUUGAGGAACCCUGUCAUUCCUGCUGUGCCAGCUGGUAUCCACCUUUCCCAAAGGGUGAGGAGCCCAAGGUGCUGCCAGGACAUUCCCCCAGUGCCUGCCUGCCUGACACUGCCUUCUCUUCAGAGCUGACCAGCCUCAGGGAGCUCCUGGGACAGGGAAAUUGAGGCUGUAGGAUCCCUGCACCCACCCUCUUCUGGCUGAUAAGAGCACUGUGCACCUGCCCUGCUCUGGGCUGACCUCUUCUCCCUCUGCCCUCUUGGGCAUGGCCUUGGCCCCACUGGUCAGCCUCCAGAGCCCCAGAUCUCCCACUCUGGCCCCACAGCCAGCCAGAAAUAUGGGCCAGCCAGCCCCUGCCCCAGCCUUGCACCAGAAAUGGGCAUUUCUCCCUGGCCACUGGGAAAAAAAUGGGGAAAAAAUUCAAAUAUUAUUAGGUUUGUUCAGAGCGUGACUGCAGAGCACACUUCCAUAGGAAUAAACACUGUCAAUUACAUUUUAUUGCAAAACUUUAAAAGCAUAAA